UGGAAAACCAAGAUCCAAGGGCUAGCGGGCGCCAGAAGCAAUCUUUAAUUCACAACUACCACCAGCCAACGAGCAGAAAGCCACAGCCAAGUAAUUUUGUGAAUCCUUCAAAAUUUCUCCCUCUUCUUCUUCUUCUUCUUCCUCUCUCCCUGUGUGCAGGGCAGAGACUGACCACUACACAAAUGGCAAGGACCAGGACCGCUCAUAAACGAAGCGACAACAGAGCUGCUCCGUUCUUUUUAGCCACUCUCAUUCUGUGGUUCGUCUCAGUUUGGUUUGAGAUUCUAUUCAAUAAGCGCAGAGAGCUCUUUUGGAUCAUUGCUGGAACUUUCUUCUUCCAGAUAGCCAACUGGCUCAUUCGAUUUUUCGUCUCUCGUGUCCCUCUCUUUGUCAAUACCUCUGUUUCUCUACUCCAUUCUACCAUCACCUCCGUUUCAGUGGUUUUCAUUUUAGUCCAUCAGUGUUUAAAAACUGGUUCAGAUGGGUUGUUUGAGCAUUCACAACUUGUUGGAGGUACAUGGGAAUGGGCAUACCCUACCUUGUGUUUGUCGUGUGGUUAUUUUGCAUAUGAUCAGUUGGAUAUGCUGCUAUACCGAUUAUACAGUGGCUUGAUCCCUUCCAUUCUCAUGCACCAUCUCAUACUUCUGAUUUGCUUUACCCUGGCUCUGUAUCGAAAUGUCACAAUCAACUACCUUAUUCUCACUCUGAUUUGUGAGCUGCAUUCAAUCUUCCUACACGUGAGGAAAGUGCGACGGAUGGCUGGUGUUCGGGAUGCUAAGAGCAAAAUUGUGAAGUUAGAAUGGAUUCUUAAUUGGGUAACAUUCAUUUUUGCAAGAUGUGUAUCUCACAUUCUCAUCACCAUCAAGUUAAUCAGAGAUGCUCCUAAGUUUGAAAAAGGUGUAGAGUUGCCACUUGCUCUGUUUGGGAUGGCUGGAAUGAAUCUGCUCAAUGUUGGUCUUGGCAUUGAUCUUUUUAAUGCAUUCAAACGAGAGAGAAAUCUUCUUAAAGACAGCAAUAAUCAUGGUGAAUAAUCAAGAGAAUGAGGGGAAAAAGAAGUGUACCUGAAUUUGUUUUUCCUGAAAUUUUGUUUAUUUGAAUUGUUUGAAUGUUGGGUUGCUUUUGGUUUAGCCCACUGUAAUUUUAUCUUCUGAUGAAAGGAAAUAGAUUUGUAAAUUGUGUGC
Manihot esculenta (cassava) is the source of this 1181-nucleotide messenger RNA. RefSeq names its product TLC domain-containing protein 2. The transcript is spliced from 3 exons. The coding region runs from base 183 to 1031 and encodes 282 amino acids. The record is from RefSeq and is a predicted model, not a curated record. Gene Ontology annotation, cellular component: plasma membrane. Gene Ontology annotation, biological process: phospholipid homeostasis; plasma membrane organization; regulation of membrane lipid distribution. NCBI's taxonomy places the organism in Eukaryota, Viridiplantae, Streptophyta, Magnoliopsida, Malpighiales, Euphorbiaceae.